AUGGAAGGACAACAACAACCAAUUCAACACCAACCAACAAAUGAAGAGAUUUGGACAAUCUUUGAUGAAGCAGUAGCACGUAUCUUUAAACAAUGGACAGCAUUACAAUUGGCAGUAGAGAAUCAAUGGGGAGGAUUCGGAUCUUCUUCAAAGGCUGAAGAGAUGAGACAAGAUGUAUUGGACUUGUUCUUGAUGGGUAAACCCGUACAUACAGAUAUGAUUGCACCUAUUCUCGAGGAUUGUCUUUCACAGGAAUUAAAUACCGUUGCAGAGGAUCAAAGCUGCGGUGAAGUUGCUGAACUCGUCGUUCAAGCAUUCAACCUUUGUGUUCGUGGUCAAUUUGCUCAAGUAGUUCAAUUAAUCGGACCUGAAAUGGGUUCAGCUGUAGAUAGAUGUAUUAAACCAAUGAAUGAUGAUGAUUCUGAUGAAGAUAUUGAUGGAGAUGGUGAUGAUAGUAUGAUGGAAGAUGAUUCAGACAUGACAGAAAAUAAUAAUGAUAAUAAUAAUGAUAAUAAUAAUAGAAAGAAAAAUGAACCAGAUGAAGAUGGUUGGGUUACAGUUGGAAGAAGAAGAUAA
Messenger RNA from Cavenderia fasciculata, 576 nucleotides. RefSeq lists its product as uncharacterized. Gene Ontology annotation, cellular component: nucleus. NCBI's taxonomy places the organism in Eukaryota, Evosea, Eumycetozoa, Acytosteliales, Cavenderiaceae. Gene Ontology annotation, biological process: maturation of SSU-rRNA from tricistronic rRNA transcript (SSU-rRNA, 5.8S rRNA, LSU-rRNA). The transcript is spliced from 2 exons. The coding region runs from base 1 to 576 and encodes 191 amino acids. The record is from RefSeq and is a predicted model, not a curated record.